CGCAGCCUCGCAUUUGAAGAAACCCAAUGGCACCAAGUGCCUAAUCCACCCGAGAACCUAGGUCUGACUUCUGCAGAGCAGCGCUUCUGCCAGGGUCUUUAACCACAUUGGCUCAGGCUUCCGGAAGGGGUGGGGCUUGGAAUAGCUGCAGUGAACGGAAGUGGUGUCUUCUACGGACUACGCGAAACAUGCCAAAAGCUGGCGCUAGGGCUAGGUCCCAAGGUUCCCACGGAGCCAUGCAGAGCGGGAGCGUGGCAGACGACCAGCAGAAGGACACGUCUGACAUGUCCUUUGAGGAGCUGCUGGAGUUGCAGAGCCGAGGGGGACCCAGGGCGUGCAAACAGUUGGCUGGGAGAAGCACUCCGAAGCAAAGCCCCAGACAGCCUGUGUGUGUUGCUGAUAAGCACCGGCCUCUGGAAAUGUCAGCCAAAGUCCGAGUGCCAUUCUUACGCCAGGUUGUUCCCAUCAGUAAAAAGGUAGCCCGGGACCCCCGCUUUGAUGAUCUGUCAGGGGAAUAUAACCCUGAGAUAUUUGACAAGACUUACCAAUUCCUGAACGAUAUCCGAGCCAAGGAGAAAGUGCUUGUGAAAAAGCAGUUGAAGAAGCGCCGAUCAGGGGAGGAGCGUGAGAAGCUGCAGCAGCUGCUUCGGCGAAUGGAACAGCAAGAGAUGGCACAGCAGGAGCGAAAGCAGCAGCAGGAGCAGCGCCUGGCCUUGAAGCAGGAGCGGCGGGCUCUGGCACAGCAGGGCCACCGGCCAUACUUCCUGAAGAAAUCUGAGCAGCGCCAGUUGGCCCUAGCUGAGAAGUUUAAGGAGCUGAAACGCAGCAAGAAGCUGGAGAGUUUCCUGAGCCGAAAGAGGCGUCGAAACGCGGGCAAGGACAGGAAGCAUCUCCCUUUGAGCAAUUAGUACUAAGGAACUGUCCCAGGGAGACCUGGGGCUAUGGUACAAGGCUGGGGUUGGCCAGUUCUGGUUCCUCCCUGGUGAAAGGCAAGCAUCACACUCCCCCUGAACUGAGCCACCUCAGAGGACUGGCGUGCUGUGCCCCUGGGUGUGCUAGGGCUGUCCAGCCACAGAAGCCACCUCAGAGGACUGGCGUGCUGUGCCCCUGGGUAUGCUAGGGCUGUCCAGCCACAGAAGCCACCUCAGAGGACUGGCGUGCUGUGACCCUGGGUGUGCUAGGGCUGUCCAGCCACAGAAGCCCAGCCUUCCGUCAUGUCACAGUGCCUCCUCAGACUCCUUCAUCACGAUCUCAUGUUCUCCUUCCAUUCUUUCCUUAUGACAUGGGGUACACGUUCAUGGCUCCAGGGAAGGGACUUCACAGAAGAGCCACUUUGACAACAUGCUUGUUACUCAUU
Molecule: messenger RNA, 1357 nt
Organism: Microtus ochrogaster (prairie vole)
Lineage: Eukaryota; Metazoa; Chordata; Mammalia; Rodentia; Cricetidae
Gene: Rrp36
Product: ribosomal RNA processing 36
Biological process (GO): maturation of SSU-rRNA from tricistronic rRNA transcript (SSU-rRNA, 5.8S rRNA, LSU-rRNA)
Cellular component (GO): nucleolus; 90S preribosome
Source: RefSeq, a predicted model, not a curated record